AUGUCUUCAAAGAGUUGGGGGCAGUGGCUGAAAGUGGCCAAGAAGCAGUUGCGACAUCUGGGGCGCACUAUCGAUCAGGAGCUUGGAAAUGUCCUGGAACGGCAGCUGCCUUCCCGGAGUGGCACGAUGGCUAAGAUUAGGGUUCCAAUUAGAAGUACCCCGGCAAGGUUCCCUGUGAGAGGCAGCAAUUACAGAAAUUUCCAUCAGGUUGCUGGCUCUGCUGUUAAGAAUGACCGUGUGCGGCUGACAAGCAACAUCUCAUCGGUGUCCGUGGUCAGGUUGUUCUCUUCCGGUUCAAAAUUCCCCAGGGGAACGCCUCGCGGCCUUUUCACCAAUUGGAAUAUUGCCAAUGCAAGAUUCUCAGGCAGAAUGUACUCUACCGCAAGCAUCAAGUUCACUCAUGAAGCUGUCAGCAACUUGUCGUUGUCCUUGCGGUGCUUCUUCAAUGCACUCGAUGGAAGCGUGCUGGCUCAAGGUGAUGGGAAGCAUGCUGGCUCGAAGCCGCUUGCAUCAAGCCUUGAGUCUACGGCAAGGCUCUCGAGGAAAGACAUCUCUUUGAUUCGCGAUAUGGAGGUGUUCGAGAUGAUCAGGAACCACAAAGCCGACUGCUUGUAUUCGGGAUCGGAGAGAGUCGGCUGCUACAUAGAAUUUGCAAUGCCUGACUUUAGGCUGAAGAAUAUCCUUCCCUCGGUCAGCUUUGCGGACCCAUCGACUCUGGAUGUGUUGAAUCAGGAAGUUUCAAAUUACACCACUAAGCUCAAGGAUAUCGAGUCUGCGGUCCGACGAGUUUGUGACAGUUAUGGAGCCUUGCCUGUGAGCUUGGAAGCGAAUCGACUGCGCAUCCAUUUCCCCAAUCUAACAAUGCUCGAAGCUGAAAAACGGGUUACUGAACUUGGUGUGACAUUGGGCAGUAUUCACCCUGAAGAGUUUCAGUCAAGAGACGCUUGCGGUGGACGAAACAUAUUGUCCAGCUUCAACUCGGUCGCCGACUUGCCCAAUUCGGCACUGGAUUACUCUCCAGUGCUCUCCGAAUCGUCUUCUUCCUGGGCGAAUUACGAGAUUGUUUAG
Molecule: messenger RNA, 1068 nt
Organism: Torulaspora globosa
Lineage: Eukaryota; Fungi; Ascomycota; Saccharomycetes; Saccharomycetales; Saccharomycetaceae
Gene: SPG5
Product: Spg5p
Exons: 1
Coding region: 1-1068 (355 amino acids)
Biological process (GO): proteasome assembly
Molecular function (GO): proteasome binding
Source: RefSeq, a predicted model, not a curated record